Messenger RNA from Coffea eugenioides, 2444 nucleotides. RefSeq names its product CBS domain-containing protein CBSX6. The transcript has 2 exons. NCBI's taxonomy places the organism in Eukaryota, Viridiplantae, Streptophyta, Magnoliopsida, Gentianales, Rubiaceae. The record is from RefSeq and is a predicted model, not a curated record. The coding region runs from base 943 to 2199 and encodes 418 amino acids.
AACUAUAAUCGAUCAAAUUCUAGUCUCCCUCAUCAUUGACCCUUCACCUCUGCCCUUUCAGCCAUCCCCCGUCGAUCUUUUCGCUCUCCGGAACAAAAUCAGGUCAAGAAUCUACUUCUUCUUCUUCUUCUUCUUCUUCCGCAUAUAAUUGCAAGAGAAACGGAGUUCAGACAGCCUGAUUGAGAUUCUAGAUGAACCAAAGAAUAUCUCAGCUGUCAGGAGGGGUGAAAAAAAGAGGCUAAAAAUCUGAUAUUUGUUUGAUGGGCCUCACCUUAAUUUUAACCUUUGCGUCAAUCUUGAAGUCCCCAUUUCUCUAUGGCCAAUUCUCACUCUCCCUUCAUCGCUGUUAAUUGUGUGAGUGUCACCAUUUUUAGACUACCCAUCACCCGUUUUCAUCUCCUUCUCAUAUUUCUCCAUACCCUCUUAUAGCCUCGUCAACAAUCCCUCAUCUUCAACUCAAUCAGCAGAUUUAAUCAUUUCAAAUUCAGGUGAAAGAUUGUCCCCUUUUUUCAGCUUCCCUUGCUGACUCGUAAUCUCUUCCAUACCCUGUUUGAAUACCAGAAGAAAAAAAGUCGAGAAAUUCUCUGGAUAUUGCGAGAAAGUUUGAGAAUAUUUGGGAAAUUGAAACGACCCUUUCCUUUUGUGGACUUGAGCUUUUAAGAGGAAACCAUCAGGGAUUUCCCAUUAUUCUUUGUCUCUUUGUGGUUGCUGCGAUUAAUCAAGAAAUUCUCAGGCUGAUUCGAAAAGAAGUUAUCAGCCCAUAGCUUCCGAUCCAUUUUCACUUUCUCAUCAUUUUAUCAUAAUCCGAUAUAUAAAAUUUAAUUGAAAAAAGUCUUGUGACACGCCAUUUGGAUCCCAAAAAUAACAGAGACAAAGCUAAAGAUAAAUACCAAAAUCACACUGAUACUGAAUAUAAAGGAGCGAGCUUGGUUUUCAAAGGAGAUGGCAUCAGUGUUUUUGUACCACGUCGUGGGGGAUCUGACGGUGGGGAAGCCAGAGCUGGUGGAGUUUGCAGAGACAGAAACAGUAGAGGCCGCCAUUCGUGCAAUUGGCGAGUCUACAGAAGGUGGAAUAGCUGUGUGGAAGAAGAGAUCACAGAAGAAUGUGAUUGAGAAUGCAGAAAUGAGGCAGCAGAGGUUUGUGGGGAUCCUGAAUUCCUUUGACAUUGUGGCUUUCUUGGCUAAAGAUGAUUGCUUGGCUGAUCAGGAUAAGGCAAUGAAGACCCCUGUUGCUGAGGUUGUUGUUCCCAACAAUUCUUUAUUGAAGGAGGUUGAUCCUGCUACGAGAUUAAUAGAUGCACUUGAGAUGAUGAAGCAGGGCGUGAAGCGACUCCUUGUCCCUAAAAGCAGAGGGUGGAGAGUUGUAAGCAAGCGAUUUUCUGUUAUUUAUAAUGGAAAGUGGCUCAAGAACCUCGAUACUUCAGGUGCUAGUAAUGCCAACUCUGCUGCUAGUCUCAACCGUCCUUCGUCAUCUUCAACUACCACAAUUAGGGACAAGAUUUGUUGUUUGUCAAGAGAGGAUGUGCUUCGUUUCCUCAUUGGAUGCCUUGGUGCCUUGGCUCCUCUUCCCCUUACCCCCAUUUCCUCCCUUGGUGCCAUCAACCUAAACUACUGUCACAUUGCAACAACCCAACCUGCCAUCGAUGCUACCCGGAUGCUGCCUCAGGAUCUGAGUGCAGUUGCUGUUGUUGAACCGGCAUCUGAUGGUCAACAUAAGAUUAUUGGUGAGAUUUCUGCAUGUAAACUAUGGAAAUGUGAUUACUUAGCCGCAGCAUGGGCACUGGCUAAUCUCUCUGCAGGCCAGUUUGUGAUGGGCGUUGAAGACAAUAUUACCUCCAGGUCGAUAGCAAAUUUAUCAACAAGUCCAGUUGCUGAAGAUUCAAAUUUAGCCAAUGGUGGUAGCGCCACGAGGCCAAGAAAGUUUAGCAGCAGAAAUAUUGGAUUUUUUAGCAGUGGAACGAGCCCAAGCUUUGGAGCUUCUAGGAGCAUGUAUCGAGGUAGAAGUGCACCCUUGACGUGUAAAACCACAAGUUCAUUAGCUGCAGUAAUGGCUCAGAUGUUGUCUCACCGAGCAACGCAUGUUUGGGUUACUGACGCUGAAAAUGAGGAGAUUUUAGCUGGGGUAGUGGGUUAUACAGACAUUUUGGCUGCAGUGAUGAGACAACCUGCUACAACUGUUCCUGAAGCCAGGACUGCUUAAGAAUGGGAAGGAAGUUAUGCUGACGCAACAUAUUUCCUUGAGCUUCAGAUCAUAGUUACUUUAAGUAUAUGUAUACUACGAAAGUUGGCUUGUUGGGAUUGGAAAAGUUUUCAAGUCAUGUUUUGUAUGAUUCAAUUUGUAAAUUGGAGAAUGGAAUAAGCUAAAAUUGUGUCAGUACGGAUGCGAGGGCUUUGCUAUCUGUUCAUGACAAGAACCAGUAUCAGAUUUCUGCUCUUACAAGUGAA